Messenger RNA from Paramuricea clavata, 3221 nucleotides. Lineage: Eukaryota; Metazoa; Cnidaria; Anthozoa; Malacalcyonacea; Plexauridae. The record is from the annotation of a GenBank genome assembly.
AUGUCAAAGCGCAAAAGCAAACCAACAACAGUAGAGGAACUGGAGAUAGAAAUGGAAGCAGCCGCUGCUGCAGUAGUGAGUGCCGCUGAAGAUGUAGAGGUUACACUUCCAGAUACGCAGAAAACCGCGGACACCAGCCCAAGCAUCGAGGAGAAAAGGGCUGCUCUGAUAGUCAUGUCGGAGGAUGGUGAGCUGGAAAAGUCUGUGGAGCUUAUCAGAAAGGCAAACAGAAAGACAAUAAAUAAAAUUUAUCAGGAGUGUGAGAGAAGGAGAAAAAGGAAGGCGGAUGAAUUUCUGACUGAUCUGAUAAUAUCAAAGUUAGCUUGCCUUCUUGGUGGGCUCAACGCCAUUUCAGAUAGCGAAGAAAUUAGUAAGGAACUAAUGAGUGACGAGCUGCUUAGGGGAGAUGUCUGUCGUGCAGUCGAGAUGAUCACACCAUAUGUUCCGUUUCUUGGUAUCCUAUCAGGUGGGAUAACAACAGCAAAACACAUAGCCGACCGCUCCCAAGAAAUUGCAUUUUUUUACGUUUGUAUGUUAACAACUUUAAUUCGGUAACAGCCAAAUAAGACUAGACACGAACGGGACGGUGUCCCAUGCUAGGUGUCAGCCCAAUAUAUAUACAGGGUGUAUAAAAAAAAUGCACAGAUUUGAAAUUGCUCUUUUAAGAGCAAAAAAAAUUUAAAAUUCGCAAAACAGCUAUUAGUAUCCAGUUUUUGAUGUAUAUAUAGCGUUUUUGGGUACUUAUAAUGUAGAAAAAUGGAAAAAAUUUCUCGAACUCAAAUUUUGUAAAGCAGGGGGAGUGUCUUUUCCAACAAACUAAAAAUGGCUUGCGCACGACAUUUAAAAGCUUUAAUCAUAUUUUGAGUUGAUAGAUGGAACAUUUGUUGGAUUUUUAAUUACUGUCCAAAAUUUCAGACAAUUUGCUUUAGUUUUCUCUAAAAAAAUAGCCUUUCGCAUGCUUAAUUAAUGCCUUUACCUAAUUUGCAUAUUGCUGACAUAUGCAAAUUAGGCAAAGGCAUUGAUUACCAUGCAAAUGGUUGAUUUUUUAAGAAAAAAUGUAAGUUUGCGUGAAUGGUUAAAGGGCGUAAACUGAAGCAAAUUGUCUGAAAUUUUGUACAGUAAUUAAAUACCCAACACAAUUUCCAUCUGUUAACUUAAAAAAUGAUUAAAGCUUUUAAAUUUCGUGCGCAAGCCAUUUUUAGUUUGUUGGAAAAGACACACAUUAGAGUUCGAGAAAUUUUUUCCAUUUUUCUACAUUAUAAGUACCCAAAGAAGCUAUAUACAUAAAAAACUGGACACUAAUAGCUGUUUUGCGAAUUUAAGAGCAAAUUUCAAAUCUGUGCAGUUUUUUUUAUACACCCUGUAUAUAUAUAUAUAUAUAUAUAUAUAUAUAUAUAUAUAUAUAUAUAUAUAUAUAUAUAUAUAUAUAUAUAUAUAUAUAUAUAUAUAUAUAUAAAUCGCCAUAUUGUAAAUAGAUAAAAACGAAUAAAAACUAAAAGUCACGUCCAAACUCGGGUACAAUGCCUUCACAUCACAUACUCUAAGGCAUUGUACCCGAGUUUGGACGUGACUUUUACAGUCGAAAAAGUAUGUGAGAUUUUCUACUCUAGUAGUGUAAAAGUAAUUGGUAUAGAUACUGAAGAACUAGGACUGUAUUUGGCAUUGAACAAAACUGAGGCUGAAUUGGCUGACCUUGACAUACUGUGUUUUUGUCCGACACGUAAGACGAAUAGAGGUAGGCCACCAACUAUUACAGGAUGUGCAAUAGAUAACAACAAAAAUAAAAGGUUUGGACAAUGGCUACCAGCCUACCACCAAAGGAAGAACCACGAGCAAACAACCCGUAGAAUGUUUACUAUAGCUAUGAAAGUAACCCUCUUAUUUGUCAUAGAGAACCACAUGUAUACCUUUGACAACGAGAUAAAGCUGCAGUCCAGGGGUGGCCCCAUUGGUCUCCAACUAACUGGAGUCCUUGCACAAUUAUUCAUGGUAUGGUGGGAUAGAGAGUUUGAACACAAGAUGAAAGAGAUUGGACUGAGGUUAUGGUUGUACAAACGUUAUGUGGACGAUAUAAAUUCUAUCAUGAGUGUUCCCAAAAUGGGGUUGAGAUUUGAUGGUAGUAAUCUGGUCGAAGAUGAAGUUGCUGGCGAAGAGGAUAGGUUGAUAGAGCCGGAUGAAAGAGCGAUGCAUUUGUUCAAAUCCGUUGCAGACAGCAUCCAUACAUCUAUUGAGAUGGAGAUUGAUUGUCCGUCGCGCCAUGAUGACCACAAACCUCCCAUACUUGAUUUAAAGGUUUGGAUAGAGGAGAGGAAAUUGAAGGACAACUGAAGGAAAAGAUUGUAUUACAUGAGUUUUACUCCAAGGAAGUAGCAUCCAAAUCUGUCGUUAAUGCAAGAUCAGCGUGGUCGUGGAGUAGUAAGAGAACAAUACUUACACAAGAGGUGUUGAGAAUCCUGCUAAAUUGUAGCACAGAGUUACCAUGGGAGGUGGUUGUUGGCCAUGUGAACCAUAUGAUGAUGCGCCUACAAUGUUCUGGCUAUAAUGCGAAAUUUCGAAUGGAGGUAGUAAACUCUGCUUUAAAAGCAUAUGAUAACAUCCGGAGACUAGAUGCAUGUGGUGAGAAACCUAUGUAUAGACCCAGACAAUGGCGACGAGUAGACCGAGCUCAAGAAAAACGAAAGAAACGAGAUACCUGGUAUAAGAAAGGAGGAUACGAAAGCGUUAUUUUUGUACCAGCAACACCAAAAUCGGUCCUUAAACAACGAUACGAAAGAGAAGUUAGACGUAUUGGACUCAACAUUGAGAUUGUCGAACAAUCAGGUGUAACCCUCAAACGACAGUUACAACGGUCAAACCCUUUCAAAGAAAAACUGUGUCAAAGACAAGAAUGUCUGAUCUGUCAGAGUGGGGGGAAAGGAGAAUGUAAUGCAACAGGAGUCACCUACGAAUUAGUUUGCCAAGAGUGUAAAGAUAAAUAUAUAGGAGAAACUUCAAGAAAUGCAUAUAGCCGUGGUAAAGAACACUUACAUUCCUUGAACCGCCGUGAAGAACAAUCUGUUAUGUGGAGACACGCUUGUGAAAAACAUGGAGGUGAUAUACCAUCCUUUGUUAUGAAUGUUACUGGUAUUUUCCGUGAUGAUGCGAUGCUGAGACAAAUCACGGAAGCAGUACUUAUUGGCAAAGUAAAGCACAACAAAUUAAUAAACACGAAGAAUGAGUAG